AUGCAAUUGGAUGCAACGUUUAAGAACAAAUUAUUUAAGGAAGAGGUAGAACGCAGAUGCAAGGAUAAGCUAUGCUUCGAAUGUGGCAAACCAGGCCAUCGGGCCAGGGAUUGUCGAAGCAAGAGAUCAUCAGGAGGAGGUUAUCACAAGAAGUUCGGCAAAGGUCAACUCAAUGCUACCUUUGUACCCCAACUAUACGCUUCAUAUCCAAUCGAAGACGAUAGUUACGAACGUAAAGAACGUCAAAAGGAAAUUGAUGCAAUACUACAAGACCAGGAAGGGUUGAUGUUGCCCAAAAGUGACGCCACUCUUGAGGAGUGGUUAAUUGGACUCUGGGGCAUGUAUGCAAGAGUAGGGUUCUGA
Molecule: messenger RNA, 363 nt
Organism: Sclerotinia sclerotiorum 1980 UF-70
Lineage: Eukaryota; Fungi; Ascomycota; Leotiomycetes; Helotiales; Sclerotiniaceae
Exons: 2
Coding region: 1-363 (120 amino acids)
Molecular function (GO): zinc ion binding; nucleic acid binding
Source: RefSeq, a predicted model, not a curated record